UUGUCUCAGUCAAGAAUGUUUGCGCAGCUGCUGAUACUUUCUGCCAACACACUCUUAGGAGCGAGUUUUAAAAUCGCAGGACGUUGUUCUCAAGGUUUAAGCAGUUCUAGAUUUUUAUCAUACCAGUUGAAAGAAUUUCUAAGAGCUAAAAUGGAAUCUGAUGCACUGGCAUGGGGAGAUAAACUCGUACUGAGGGGAUUGUCAUUCCAUGGCUUUCAUGGAGCAAAGCCAGAAGAAAGGAAACUAGGCCAGAAGUUCGUGGUAGAUAUAGAUGCUUGGAUGGAUCUUGCAGCUGCUGGAAAAACUGAUCACUUAUCAGAUACAGUCAGUUACACAGCAAUAUAUGAUAUAGCCAAGGAAAUUCUUGAAGGGACACCUCACAACCUUCUGGAAUCAGUGGCCCAAAAAAUUGCAAUAACUACUCUGACAAAUCAUAAAGAAAUUUUAGCUGUUCGAGUGAAGGUUGGAAAGCCUCAUGUGGCAGUUCGAGGUCCAGUUGAGUACUUAGGCGUUGAGAUUUAUAGACGGAGGAGCGAUUUGUCAGGCUAAACUUUCAUAUUUGUUUUGGUUCCAUUCUCAUAUAUACUGCUGCAGAGCUUUUAUAUUUUCAAGAUCCAUUUGAUGCAAAAGUAAUGUAACUCUUUCCCUUGUAUCCCGUCAUUAGUCUUUGCUAUUUUAUAAGUCGGUCUUGUUGAUAAAAUUAAAAGUUAAGAAUUUAGGCAUACCAAAUAAACUAUAUAGAUAGUUUGGUCUCUCUAAAACAAAAAGAAUUUGCAAUAAGAUUGAUCGAGUUGCUUAA
Molecule: messenger RNA, 799 nt
Organism: Vigna radiata var. radiata (mung bean)
Lineage: Eukaryota; Viridiplantae; Streptophyta; Magnoliopsida; Fabales; Fabaceae
Product: dihydroneopterin aldolase 2-like
Exons: 5
Coding region: 16-549 (177 amino acids)
Biological process (GO): folic acid-containing compound metabolic process
Cellular component (GO): cytoplasm
Molecular function (GO): dihydroneopterin aldolase activity
Source: RefSeq, a predicted model, not a curated record